AUGGCAGACACCGCUCUCCCUUUCGUGAGAGAGCUUAAGCUUCUCGGGGUCACACUGGAUGAAAAACUGUCAUUUAAUAGGCAUGUACAGCUCACCAUCGACAAAGCCACGCGCAUAUUCAACAGACUCUGUCUCUUCUGUCGUCCCACUUGGGGAGCCCACCCCGAAAAUGUCAGAACUAUAUACCAGCACGUCGUCGAGCCUAUCAUCACGUAUGCUGCUGGUGUAUGGGGGCAAGCGGCUCUUAAGAAAGGUAUCAAGAGGAGACUGUUGAGAUCUACGCAUCUUCUGCGCAGUGAUUUGUCUCUUGAUCGUCCCACCCCGCCUCAUAAGUUACUCCACCCUGCUGUCAGAGUCUCCAUCACUUCGCUUCCUUAUUCAUCUCUCACCACUUCACAGUCAUCCCUCACCAUUUAUACAGAUGGAAGUAAGCUGGAGAAUUCUGACACCGGGGCCGCUUUCGUCGCAUAUUCGGAAAAUAAGCAAAUCGCUGUUAAGAAGUUCAAACUCCAUCGGUCCUGCUCGGUCUUUCAGGCCGAGCUUCUCGCCAUCCUCAAAGCCUGCACGUGGGCUAACUCGUUUCAUCCACAUUCACACAUCACCAUAAUAACCGACUCCCAAGCGGCCCUUGCCGCAUUGCGAGAUCGGAGCAACACGCACCCUCUGGUCUCACAAACUCACGCACAAAUCCAUUCGCGUACAUCCGGUUCGUUGAGCUUCGUAUGGGUCAAGGGACAUAUAGGCGUAGACGGGAACGAGGCGGCCGACUCCGCGGCGAAAUACGCUGCCGCCUCGCACUCCUCUUUAUCCUACGCUUCAUAUCCCAUGUCUUUUGUCAAGCAUAACAUCCGCGCUGAACAUAACCGCAUAUGGCAAGCAAGAUAUGAGAGCUCAUCUCAAGGUCGUCAUACGAUUUCUCUUCUCCCUAAAUUAACUGACAUCACCAGAUUUAGACAGCUAGUCAAAACUUCCUUUCAUAUUACCCAAAUAUUAACAGGACAUGGCUAUACAAAGCAAUACUUGCAUCGCUUCAAUAUAGCCGCUGACGACGCUUGUCCCUGUGAUGAUUCUACUACGCAGACUUUUGAACAUCUUCUAGAAUACUGCCCCAGAUUUAGCCCGAAGAGACUAAAUCAUGUCUUGCUUUGCAACAAUCUAAGAUUGCCCCCAUUUUUAACAUAUUAG
Messenger RNA from Galleria mellonella (greater wax moth), 1185 nucleotides. RefSeq lists its product as uncharacterized. Lineage: Eukaryota; Metazoa; Arthropoda; Insecta; Lepidoptera; Pyralidae. The coding region runs from base 1 to 1185 and encodes 394 amino acids. The record is from RefSeq and is a predicted model, not a curated record. Gene Ontology annotation, molecular function: RNA-DNA hybrid ribonuclease activity; nucleic acid binding. The transcript has 2 exons. Gene Ontology annotation, biological process: DNA replication, removal of RNA primer.